This is a messenger RNA of Caenorhabditis angaria, 1148 nucleotides long. Lineage: Eukaryota; Metazoa; Nematoda; Chromadorea; Rhabditida; Rhabditidae. The record is from the annotation of a GenBank genome assembly.
AUGGCUGAUAAUCGAGGAAAAAUCGCUAUUGUUGGAAGGUUUGCUUCAUUUGUUUUUAGCUUAACAAUAAUUAAAUAAAAUUGAUAGUGGAUUAAUUGGUUCAAGUUGGGCAACAAUAUUUGCAAGUGCUGGAUAUCCUGUACAAUUAUAUGAUAUAAAAGAAGAACAGUUAGAAAUUGCACUGAAAAAUGUGAAACUCAAUUUAGAAUUGUUAGAUGUAAGAAAUAACAACUUGUGUCAUCUUCUAUCUCCAAAGUUUGUUUUUAGAAUAAUAAUUUGCGUCGAGGUGUUGGUCUUCCAGCUUCUGAAGCUAUUUCCAAUAUCACAACAACUAUAAAUCUCGAAGAAGCUUUGAAAGGAGCUAUUUAUGUUCAAGAAUCGGCUUUAGAGAGUUUAGAAUUUCGAUUGGAAUUUUAUAAAGAACUGGAUAAAUUUGUUGAACCAAAUGCAAUUUUGGCAAGUAGUACUUCGACAAUUCCUGCUUCAAAAUUCACAGAAAAUUUAAAAAAUAGGUUUACUACUUUUUUCUCUCACUGCAAAAUUAUCCAAUUUUUUCAGAGAGAAUUGUUUGAUAGUUCAUCCUGUGAAUCCUCCACUAUUUUGUCCAUUGACUGAACUUGUUCCGGCUCCAUGGACUAAACAAGAAAUUAUUGAUCGAGCUGCUGAAAUCAUGAAAUCAGUUGGACAACAACCUGUUAAAUUGAAAAAAGAAGCAAUUGGUUUCGUAGUGAAUCGGGUUCAAUUUGCUUUGUUAACCGAAGUUUAUAGAUUGGUUGCAGAUGAUGUAAUUAGUGUUGAUGAUAUCGAUUUAGUUAUGACAAGUGGAUUAGGAAUGAGAUAUGCAUUCCAUGGUCCAUUAGAAACUAUUCAUUUGAAUGCUUUUGGAGUUCGAGAUUAUUUGAGAAGAUAUCGAGAAGGAAUUAAAAAGGUUAACAACAAAAUAUAUUGUUUUGAAUUUUUUAUAUCAAUUUUUAUAGGUUGUGGACGAUUUUGGUCCAACACCCGAAUUCAACGAAUCCGAUGUUAUUGAUAAAUUGGAAAAAGCUCUCGACGCAAAAAUGCCAACUUCUGAUAUUCGAAAAUUCCAAGCUGAUCGCGAAUCAAAAUUAAUCGAACUUGCUAAACUCAAAAGACAAUUGGAACAAUAA